AUUGUAUGUGUGUAUGUUUGUGAGUGAGAGAGUGAGUAAAGCUUAGUGUGUGUGUUUUCUUUCUGCCAUAUAUAGGGGCAAACUUGAUUCGAGACGAGGUUGUGUGUUCUAUAGUCUGUGAUCUAUGUGCAAACCUCUCUUUCUUUCUAUCAUUCUUUCUUCUAUACCCUCAGGACUAUAAGGAGCUCUGCAUACUUGGCCUGCUUUAGCCAAAGUUGGAGGAAAAUUAUUGAGCACUUGAUCCAUUAUUUUGUCCAGUUGAUUUCGAAGAUCUGGUCAGUUGCUGGCAAACAUGGAAGGAAUGAAUGACGUUCAUGAUGACGGAUCCUUCAUGUUCACCUCAGAGUCUGUGGGAGAAGGGCAUCCAGAUAAAAUCUGUGACCAAAUCAGUGAUGCAGUUCUUGACGCACACUUGAAGCAGGACCCGGAUGCCAAAGUGGCCUGUGAAACUGUUUGUAAGACUGGUAUGGUACUUCUCUGUGGUGAGAUCACAUCUCGGGCCAACGUUGACUACCAGAAGGUUGUGCGAGACACCAUUAAACACAUUGGUUACGACAACUCUGAAAAAGGAUUCGACUAUAAAACCUGCAAUGUGCUGGUGGCUCUCGAGCAGCAGUCUCCUGAUAUAGCGCAGGGUGUCCACGUUGACAGACAUGAGGAAGAUAUUGGAGCUGGAGACCAGGGGCUCAUGUUUGGCUACGCCACUGAUGAGACGGAGGAGUGCAUGCCACUCACUAUUGUCCUCGCUCACAAACUCAAUGCCAAAAUGGCCGAGCUGCGGCGGGAUGGCACCAUCCCAUGGCUCCGCCCCGACUCAAAAACUCAGGUCACUGUGCACUACAAGCAGGAGAAUGGCGCUGUUAUUCCUCUGCGUGUCCACACAGUGGUCAUCUCCGUCCAACAUGACGACUGUAUUUCACUGGAGGAGCAGCAGCGUAUUCUGAAGGAGAAGGUCAUCAAAGCUGUGGUGCCAGCAAAAUAUCUCGAUGAUAAGACUGUCUACCAUCUGCAGCCAAGUGGACGCUUUGUCAUCGGAGGGCCUCAGGGAGAUGCCGGUGUCACAGGUAGGAAGAUUAUUGUGGACACAUAUGGUGGAUGGGGGGCUCAUGGUGGUGGAGCAUUCUCUGGAAAGGACUACACCAAGGUGGACCGCUCUGCUGCCUAUGCUGCACGCUGGGUGGCUAAGUCUCUGGUCAAGGCCAAACUGUGCAGAAGAGUGUUGGUUCAGGUGUCUUACGCCAUUGGAGUCGCCUACCCUCUCUCAAUCUCCCUUUUCACCUACGACUCAUCAGAAAAAACAGAGAAGGAGUUGCUACAGAUUGUCAACAAGAACUUUGACCUCCGACCAGGUGUCAUUGUUAGGGACCUGAACCUGAAGAGACCGAUCUACCAGAGCACCGCCUGCUACGGUCAUUUUGGCCGGUCAGAGUUCCCCUGGGAGAUGGCCAAGAGUCUCAAGGUUUAAACUGAGAGGCGCGCGCCAGUCUUACAUUCAGUCAUUCAGGAGCUCUUUCUUCCAGCGCUCCUCUCUCAGAUGAUUUCAGUUCUCUUCCCACAUAUGCUACAUUUCAGAUUAGACGAAUAUAUAGGCCUACUGUAAAUUGAAUCCGGUCUUUUAUUUAGAAGACUGCCGUGAAAGGAUCCCUCACAACUGUUUCAUCGCAUCAGCACUCAUGACAAUCUACCAUUCCUUCCGUGUUGCCAACUAAGUUUCAGGGGAAGUUGCUAAAGGCAGAUCGAUUUGUUGCUACAAGUUGCAAAAUGACGUUGUGAUGUCAUUGCUUGAUGACCUCACUGCAUAACCACGACACAAAACAGCAUUUUUAUGUAGAGCACACAACGAGAUUACUCAAAUCUCAGCGAAUUUUUUUUUUUAAAUGUUAUUUGUUCAUUCAAAUAUUAUAAACAUACAAUAUUGUAAUUUGUAAAAGUAACAAGUAGCAUCUUUAUGAUCGGAUUUUGUACAACAUUAAAUUAUUGAACAGUUAGCCUACACAUUUUAUGUACUUUUCUUAUUAAGUAGUAAAACUGCACAUUCUGAACAAUUUUUCUUACAGUGUACCUAACUGGACAACAAUUAUAUGUACAAGCUAAUAACAUGCUGUAGCCUAUCAUUAAUGUGCAUUUAUUAUUGACCAAUUGGAACUAGCAACUUAAUGCACAUUUGAUGUUUGUACUGUUAGGCAUCUUUCUCCAGCUCUCUCCAGACUGAUGUGCUGCUUGACUGGCUAGCUGUUCAAUGGUUUCCUGUUUUUAUGUAAUUUAGAUGAAAAUAUGUGCCUUUAUUAUCAUUAUGAUCAUUUGUUGCUAAAAAAAAAAGAAAAGAAAAAAAGUUUCUUGGGUAUUCUGAAAAGUUACAAAAUCUAGCAACAAAAUUGCUAAAUUGGCAACACUGCAUUCCUUCAAGCUAAAGUGCAUCCUAGCCUAUACCAGCUUAGAAUAUAGAGAAAACUUUAAGUAAUCAGCUCAUAGUUUGAUUACCUUAAAAAGUGUAAGUACUGUGACUCUGUGGUGCUAUCAAAACAUUACUCUGUCAGCAGCAACACUGGCAUGAGUUUUGGGCGGGAAUAUCAAUGGAGAAGAGCUUGGGAAAACUGCAGUGCAAUUCUGUUUGGUGCCACUAGUGCCUCAGAAAAACACAUUUCGGCUUUAUAGCCUUACGUAAAAUGAUUUAAAUAAUUAUUAUUCAUUUUCUUUUUCUCUUUCAAUUUCUGUUUCUUUUUUAUGAGCCAAAUGAACUAUUUAGUCAGUUUUUCAUUGUGGCUGUAACAAGUUAAAGCAGUGUGUUGCGAAGAGUUAUAAGCAUAUUGUGGACCACUGGGAGCUUUAGGUUUUAUAAGUUAUACAAUCUGAUAAACAUAUUCCUUGCAUCAUAUAUUUACAGUCUUAAAAGGGUCUAAUUUGUGUGCCUCUUUCUUGCAUCAUAAGAACUUUUUGACUGCAUUAUCUCAUUAAUGUUUGAUAAUGGCAGAGGGGUAUUAUGAGAAUAUUGUUGUUUACGUGUACAGAUCCUGUGCUGGUCUUACAUUAAUUGUCAUCCCUGGAGAGUGAGCAUAUGUGUGUGUGUGUGUGUGUAUGUAGCCUACUUCAGUUAUGAACAAAGCCAGAUUAUGUUGCAUACUUGAAAUGUGUGUGAAAGCCGCUCAUUUGUUUUCUUUAGACUUCUGGGAGUUCAGCAGAGGCAUUAACCCCUAAAAACACUAUAAACCAUCUUCUUCUUGCUGUUUUCUUUCAGAUUUUCAACUUUUGUCUAUAAGAUUGAAUUAAGAAUUUGACAUGUAAAUAAUUGUGGAUAAUUGAAGUUGAAGAAAAUUCUUCAUAUA
Cyprinus carpio (common carp) is the source of this 3323-nucleotide messenger RNA. Its product is annotated as S-adenosylmethionine synthase-like. Gene Ontology annotation, cellular component: cytosol. Lineage: Eukaryota; Metazoa; Chordata; Actinopteri; Cypriniformes; Cyprinidae. Gene Ontology annotation, biological process: S-adenosylmethionine biosynthetic process. Gene Ontology annotation, molecular function: methionine adenosyltransferase activity; ATP binding. The record is from RefSeq and is a predicted model, not a curated record.